Messenger RNA from Xenopus tropicalis (tropical clawed frog), 4329 nucleotides. It is a transcript of the gene mapk7, whose product is annotated as mitogen-activated protein kinase 7. Gene Ontology annotation, molecular function: MAP kinase activity; kinase activity; nucleotide binding. Bases 250 to 3027 code for a protein of 925 amino acids. Gene Ontology annotation, biological process: negative regulation of apoptotic process; MAPK cascade. The record is from RefSeq and is a predicted model, not a curated record. Lineage: Eukaryota; Metazoa; Chordata; Amphibia; Anura; Pipidae. Gene Ontology annotation, cellular component: cytoplasm; PML body. The transcript is spliced from 7 exons.
GUGAUUUGGUUAAAGCGGAGUGAGGGCGGGGCUGCAGCUGUACGUGAUUUAUCCAUAUUUACCCACAGCCAGUGUAACAAAUGGGCAGAGUAAGGGCACAGGGACCUCACUCACCCAUUGGCCAGAUGGCUAUCAUGUGACCUGCUGGGAAGGCUAGUGCCGGGCAUUCCUGUCACACUGGGUAUGUGAGGGCCCCAUAGUGAUGUGAGGGCUUCCCCGGAGCGCCGAGGGAAUGGGGAUGAGGCAGCCAUGGCGGAGCCAAGGAAAGAGCCAGAGGAGGUACCAGAUGGAUCGGGCACCAAACUGGACCCAGGUGGCAGCACCUCCAUGCCAGCCAAGGGCUUCUCCAUACUCAAAGAGCGCUCCUUCGACGUCAACUUCGAAGUUGGGGACGAGUACGAGAUCAUCGAAACCAUCGGCGUCGGCGCUUACGGGGUGGUGUCCUCGGCCAGGCGGAAAGGCUGUGGGCAAAGGGUCGCCAUUAAGAAAAUCCCCAACGCCUUCGACGUGGUUACGAACGCCAAGCGCACCCUGCGGGAACUUAAGAUCCUGAAGCAUUUCAAGCACGACAACAUCAUUGCCAUAAAGGACAUCUUAAAGCCGUCUGUGCCUUACAACGACUUCAGAUCUGUAUAUGUGGUGUUGGACCUUAUGGAGAGCGAUUUGCACCAAAUCAUCCACUCGUCGCAGCCACUUACCCUCGAACACGCCCGCUACUUCCUGUACCAGCUUCUGCGCGGCCUGAAAUACAUCCACUCGGCCAAUGUUUUGCACCGGGACCUGAAGCCCAGCAACCUUCUGAUUAACGAGAACUGUGAGCUGAAGAUCGGGGAUUUCGGAAUGGCCCGGGGGCUCUGCACCAAGCCGGACGAGUACAAGUAUUUCAUGACCGAGUAUGUGGCCACUCGGUGGUAUCGGCCCCCUGAACUGAUGUUGUCUCUCCACGAGUACACGCAGGCCAUUGAUAUGUGGUCUGUGGGGUGCAUAUUUGCUGAAAUGUUGGGACGUAAGCCUCUCUUUCCAGGCAAAAACUACCUCCACCAGCUACAUCUCAUCAUGACUGUGCUGGGCACACCCUCCAGUCAGGUGAUCCGAGCCAUUGGGGCGGAGAGAGUGAGGGCUUAUAUCCAAAGUCUUCCCUCGCGCCAACCAGUGCCUUGGGCAACCCUCUACCCCCAAGCUGGCAAGAAGGCUCUGGAUCUGCUGUCAAAAAUGCUACGUUUUGACCCACGUGACCGCAUUUCCGUAGCAGAGGCACUUCGGCACCCUUUCCUGUCCAAAUAUCACGACCCCGACGACGAACCAGAAUGCGUCCCGGCCUUUGAUUUUGGAUUCGAUAAAAAGAUUCUCACAAAGGACCAAAUAAAAGAGGCUAUAACGGCGGAGAUAGACGGCUUUCACCGUAGAAGGGAGGGCAUACGACGGCAGAUCAGCUUUAAACCAGCACUCAGACCAGCCGUGGAAGGGCCCAUCGGGGACGGACCUAUUCAAGAAGAUGCCUUCCAAUCGCCACCACUACCCCCACCCACCGAGGGAUUGGAUAUAGAGAUGCCCAGUGCCAAUUCGGCUCGGGACAAGGCAGAUUUCCCAAUGGAGUCUCCCCGGGUUGCAGAGAACACAGAGACCAUCGAUCUCACCUCUCCUGUGGAGAAGGAAGAGACAGAGGUGCUGGGGGACGAUCAUGAAGGCAAAGAAGAAACCCUAGUGGUUAAAGCUGAACCGGAGCCCUUGCCAAAGCGAGAAGGGGCAAUAUCGGAGGAUACUAAAGCAGCGCUUAAGGCCGCUCUCUUGAAGUCAGCUUUACGGAACAAGAGUAAAGAUGCACCCACUUCCGUCCCUGAGGUUCCCGAAACCCGGAAACCAGUCACGGCUCAGGAGCGACAGCGGGAGCGGGAGGAGAAGCGAAGGCGGCGCCACGAACGCGCCAGGGAGCGGGAGAAAAAGCAGAAAGAGAAGGAGCGUCGGGAAGUGAAGAAGAUAGAAGGCUUCGGAGGCCUGGUGCUGAGCGAGAACGAUAAGAAUUUGUUGGAACGCUGGAGUCGAAUGGUCGACCAGACCCAGCUGCAGCCGGCCGUUCCUCCUGCUCAGAUAACCGGGCCCGGUCAUUCCAAUUCAGCCGUUAACAUUUGCACCGUGGCUCAGCCGCUGCAGCAGUCUGUGUUUGGUGUGGCCAACUUAGCUCCUCUUAUAGAGGUUGGGAGGCAACAGAACGGUACUAUUGCUGCCCCAGCGGUACCGCCUACCAUCCAGUUCAUUCCGAGGUGUCUGAACCCUUGCGCCGUGACCAACCUGCUCCAUUAUGUCCCGCCCUCCUCUGCGGGCUUUCAGAUUAGUUCCGUUAUGCUGACCGCCCAAGCGAAGCAAGACUCCAAUCCCAUAGCUGCCCAGCUGCCGGCCGAUGUCUCAUUCGUUAGCAGAGGACAAGUCCUGACCAAUAACUUUCCCACGCCCCCACGAAUGAAUCCCCCUUGGCCCCGGUGUGUAGCUCAGGAGGGCUGGUCUGGGGCAAACAGAGUGGAUUGCAAGAGCGUGGACACUUCCCUCUUCCUCCAUAAGCCCCCCGACCUCCAACAGCCACAGGGAGGAGUCCCAGGACUUGCAUAUUCUAAUGGAUCCGUCUUCCAGAACCCGGAACAGCACAAAAGUUUCCCACCUCUUCCGCCCACGUCGUACAGCAGCGCCAACGCCCCCCAGGCAACAUCUCCAGACAUCAACUUGGUGACUCAGCAACUUUCCAAAUCCCAGGUUGAAGAUAUCCUUCCUCCAGUUUUCUCGGUCACUCCGAAAGGAAGCGGAGCCGGGUACGGAGUGGGGUUCGAUCUGGAAGAAUUUCUCAAUCAGUCCUUUGAUAUGGCAGCAGAGAACCGGGAAAGCCACGUGGACUCCGCCCCCCUUUCUGCGUCGCUACUGGCCGACUGGCUGGACAUUCACAGCAUGAACCCGGCGGACAUGGCUUCCCUACAGGAGGAUCUGCAGCUGGGCUCCCCCAUGAGUCUCUCCGACAUCCCCGACCUACAGGACACCUAACACGGGGGGAAUACAAGGAACCCCUGCACUCUCAGUCACUUGGUUGGACCCGGAGAGCGUGUGGAUGUUUGGGCCAAUCAUACAGCGUCUUCCAGAACUUGCCAAUAAACAGUCGGAAAAGACUUGCCAGUGUUUUGUAACCCUGUAAGUGCCAAAAUCCAACUUGUCCGUUAGUCCGUGUCGGCGCUGGAUGUGAGUGAAACAGAACCAGCCUGGGAUUGGCUCCCAGUUCUGUAAUAAAAGGAUCAUGUGACCUCUGCGCUUCAUCGUCAUUGGUUAGAUCGAUAUUGGAGAAAACACGAUGCUCUUGUCCUUUUCUUACUUGGUACCGAUACCGACCCGACAGCCCAUAAUCCCACCCACCCAAUGGGCUUCAUGUACUGACCUUGCAGUGCAUCUUAUUCAUGGAUGGGGCAGAACCCUAUUAACCCUUUGAAUGAACGUUUAGUAUGAUGUAGAGAGUGCCUCUGCCGAGACAACUUGCAAUUGGUCGUCAUUUUUUAUUUUGAAAUAUUACAGCAGCUCUCCAGUUUGGAAUCGCAGCAGCCUCGUGGUUGCUAGGGCUCUGUUUAACCUAGUAACCAGGCAGCGGCUUGUAAAGGGAACAGGGAUAGGAAUAGAGAAGGGCCUACAUAGAAAGAUAAGUCAUAUAUAGCAGCAACAAUAAAACUGGAGCCUCACAAAGCAAUAGUUUUCUGGCUGCCGGGGUCAGUGACCCCCAUUUGAAAGCUGCAAAGAGAAGAAGAAGAAGGCGAAUAAUAAAUAAUGAAGACCAAUUGCAAAGUAACUAAAAGUUAACUUAAAGGUGAACCGCCCCUUUAAUGCACGUGGCGCACUCAAUGCACCGUCGGUUAAAGGGAUACGGUCCCAAUAUGCAGUUUAGUUUAGUUUUAGUGAUUUCAUUUUUGUUUUAGAAAAUGAGUCACUUCCUUUAUCGCAAACAGCAGUGCCAUUUUGCUUUACGGCAGCCAUUCUAGAUGAGUGCGGGAGCAGUUUACACUGCAGGAUUCUGCUGGGGAAACUCGAUUAACUGACGGGUUUGUAACAAACAUGUUUUCCCAUCCCAGCAUUCCUUGUAAUGAUGCCCAUUUCCUGCCAGCACAAAGCAGCGGGCCUGGCACAGAGAGAGAGAACAUACGGGCUGGGGGUCAGGGACUAUGGAGGAAACAGCAAUGUGACCUGGGAAGGAUGAGAGCAGGGGAGGGGCAACCCGUGGGGCAGGAAGGGGCGGAGACUCGUGGGCGGUCACUUCUCUUUUAUAAUGUAAGUUUGUAAUUACUGCCAAUAAAUGUCUGUUUUAUA